Molecule: messenger RNA, 4344 nt
Organism: Echinostoma caproni
Lineage: Eukaryota; Metazoa; Platyhelminthes; Trematoda; Plagiorchiida; Echinostomatidae
Source: the annotation of a GenBank genome assembly
AUGGUGACGCUGGAUUCAAAAGCUCGGCAUUUUAUGGACAUGACAAACACGUUUCUUCGAACUAGUCUAUCACUUGGUACCCGCCAAACAUCACAGUUCAUUGCUGCAGGCGAGCUGUUGUUGAAAAUUUGUCCACGACUUUCCAGAUUACUAAUUCGUUUGUUGGCCAAUCCGCUGGUGGCACCAUAUGCCGUCGCAUUUCCGAGUCGAGAUGCGAAUGCCAGCGUCUUGUUUACGGUAAUCAAUCCAGCUUUUGAGUAUCUGAUGCUGGCCUCCGGAUGGGCGCGACCACUUUUGGAUGAUUUACCUAAUCUUCCUUAUCCGUCCUUAUUACAAUCUCGUUCGGAUUCGGAUGCAAUGGACACGGUUAUACCGAUUGCGGUGCGGAAUAGCUGGAAAUGGGUGCAACCGAAUCACGUGUACGAUAUUCUGUGUUGCUGGCUCACUCAACUGAAUUCACAAACACUACCUCCCGGGUUCUCCUUACAUGUGCUUCCGUUCGAUGAUCUAUUCCGCAUUAUGCGACAGGUUGUUGAAGGAUGCUUGUACGUCCGUGAUGUCACCACGGAUGUUGAUGUGCUUCCUAGUGAAGUCGAUCUUGAAGAUGAAUCCUCUCAAACACCAGAGGCCCCCAAUGAGGAGAUGAUGAAUUCAGCUCGCCGGUUAGCUCAAACCGCCCUGGAAGUACUCCGUGCCGCUUCUCGUCUGUUCGCAGAAGAAUGGUCAAUGGUUGGUGAUAACGAAGCACCCCUCCCGUUAGCUGCAUCAUCCAUUCAGUCUUUGCUGGUUGGAUUGGUUUCAGAUACGAUGGAAGCGCGUGAGAUAAGUAUUCAGUGUAUUCUGAUCUUGACGGAGAAAAUCCCUACAUUGAUAAGUCAAAUAGCUGCGUUUAAGGCAGCCGCGGUAUGCACACAAGACACAAGUGCCACCGUUCCGGGUACCGUGGAGACUGAGGCUGCGACUGAAGUGGAUCCAGGCGAGUCCAAGAAAAUUGUAGACACUGAAGACGCGACUAAACCCUCUGAAGAAAAUAAAUCUGCCCCGGAAGCAGUGAAAAAGAAAAAGCCAAGCAAAAAUCAGCGUCGUAAGUACAAACAAGCUCAGGUUAUAGCCGGUUUGUCCAAAACCAGUGGAGAUGAACAGUUAUCUACACCAUACGAGAGUCCUGCUCACUGGCCCAGUUUACCCAUUUGGCCACAGAUCCAGGUACGGCUCUGGAUUGCUCGGAGUGAUUUGACACCAGAGGUGGCUACCCUAGCAGAACGACUCUGGGUGCAACUUGGUUUCAAUUUGACCUGCGAAGCUGUGCCAGAUGGGGAGCCAUCGGCCACCAACAGCAAUGGUCAUUUACUGGAUACGCCAACUAUGCCUGACUUAUUGCUUCCGAUGCGUCUGGCGCAACGCCUGCUUUUGGAAACUACCAGACCUUGCGUUCCCGUACAGAAGGCUACGGCGGACGCAUUCGCCUUGAGUUUAGUUCGGCGGUCACCGGAUGAGUUGGUUGUAGCUCUAGACCAACUGAUUCAUCUGUACCGUGUUAUGCUAUACCGUGAACCACCGGUUGUAGAUAGCAUGGGUCGUAUCUUGAUUCCGGAAUCCGCGGACCGCUGGCGUGAACGUAUUGGACUCGCUAUGGCGUUAGCUCGACUUCCUGAAUGUCAAAACCAAACAGGUGCCGUCUACCGUCUACUCCGGAAAGGUUUGACUACAGCCACCGGCGAGCCCGGUCCCGAGUCAGAGGAAACCACGACUCGCGAUGAUGCUGAAUUACCUGCAGAUAAGGUUGAUUCCACUCGCAAAGCAGAUCAGUGGCUACUCAAUAUGUUCCGAUUCCUCGUUCCCGAUGGAUUAAAUGAUCGCAGUCAGGCCGUUCAAUCUCAAAUGUUGCAGGCCGGCCUUCGGGCUGUUGAUAUUUACGGAAAGGCUCACCUAGAUCAGCUAUUUCCGAUUCUCGAAACGUUUUUGAAUAAAGCCCCGAAUGUGGCCGAGUUAGAUGCUGUUCGUCAGUCUGUGCUCAUCUUGACUGGAUCCUUAUCUUGCCAUUUGGCUGCUGAUGAUCCGAAAGUGGUGAACACAUUCAACCGAUUGCUGAACACGCUAAACUUCCCCUCGGAUGUGGUUCAACAAGCAGUCGAAGACUGUCUGGCGUCCCUGGUAAAGAAACUUCCUGAGGAACAGAUAGGGAAAACCAUCAAUCGAUUAAUGACAACUUUACUGGGCUCUUCGAGUUAUGCAGAACGUCACGGAGCGGCACAUGGAAUAGCCGGAAUCGCUCGUGGUCUAGGUAUCAUGUCUCUUAAGCACUAUGGCAUUAUCGAUAAACUACUUCCUGCGAUGGAGGAUUCAAAGUCAGCGAAAAAACGUGAAGGUGCACUUCUCGCCAUCGAACGUCUGUCUCUUGGCAUGGGUCGUUUGUUUGAACCUUAUGUGAUCCGAAUGAUAUCUGGACUGCUGAAUUCCUUCGGGGAUGCAAGUCCUAGUGUUCGUGAAGCAGCAUCCAACACCGCACGUGCCGUCAUGGCAAAACUCAGUGCACACGGUGUACGCUUGAUACUUCCAGCACUUCUCCGGGCCAUUGAUGAUCAACAGUCUUGGCGCACAAAGGCCGAAUCGGUUGAACUGUUGGCCUCAAUGACACAUUGCGCUCCGAAACAGCUCUCAGCCUGUCUACCGCAAAUUGUUCCACGUCUUCUGGAAGUUUUGGUCGACUCACAGGAUCGAGUGAAACAGGCAGGCAUACGCGCGUUGAGGCAAAUCGGCAAUGUGAUUCGCAACCCAGAAGUCCAAGCUUUGGUACCGCUUCUGACCGAAUGUCUUCAAGAUCCACUCACGGACAAGAUGCCUUGUCUUCGUGCUCUACGAGACACAUGUUUUGUCCAUGUACUUGAUGCUCCAAGCCUUGCUUUGAUACUCCCAGUUAUACAACGGGCAUUCGACGAUCGAUCAACCGAGGCUAGGAAAACGGCAGCCCAAAUAUUUGGCAACUUGCACAGUCUUGCGCGCCAAGAGGAACUCCAACCGUAUGUCGGGACCAUUUUGCCCCCGUUAAAAACUUGCCUGCUCGAUGCUGUCCCUGAAGUGCGUUCGGUUGCUGCUGCUGCAUUGGGUGCCUUAGUACGUGGAAUGGGCGAAUCUUGUUUCGCGGAAAUCCUCCCAUGGUUAAUCACCACAUUGACUUCGGAAACCUCCUCGGUCGAUCGAUCAGGCGCGGCGCAAGGUUUGGCUGAGGUGUUGGGUGCAAUGGGUAUCGAACGAUUGCGUGCAAUUCUGCCCGAUCUUAUACGAACAGCAGCAUCGGAUUCGAAGGUUCAGCCCCAUGUACGGGACGGCUAUCUGAUGCUGUUCAUUUAUCUGCCUGCGGUGUUCCAGGACUCAUUCGCUGAGUUUANCAUUCCGACGAUUCUGAAGUCGCUGUCUGACGAAACGGAAUUUCUGCGUGAAACUGCUCUGCGUGCUGCUCAACAAAUUGUGCACAUGUUUGCUGAGAGCUCGCUCGAGCUACUUCUACCGGAAUUAGAACAAGGAAUGGAAGACAAAAAUUGGCGCAUCCGACAUUCUUCGGUCCAAUUGCUUGGCGAUCUUCUUUACCAGCUGUCUGGACUUUCGGGCAAAGGCACCACCAAGACUCAAGAUGAGGACGACACAUUCGGAACAUUUGAAGCGCACGAACGGUUGAAGUCUCUGAUGUCUACCGAACGCCACAAUCGUAUUCUUGCCCGACUUCACAUGGCACGUUCUGACCCCACGUUGAUCGUGCGUCAAGCCGCUAUUCAUGUGUGGAAGGUGGUGGUUCCGAACACGUCGCGCACCCUACGCGAGAUAAUGCCCGUUCUGGUUCGCCUGCUGCUAUCCACAUUGGGUUCAUCAAAUCGUGACCAACAACAGCUGGCUGCACGAGCGCUUGGUGAUGUGGUUCGAAAACUGGGUGAACGAAUUUUACCUGAGGUUAUCCCUCUCCUCGUCCUCGGCCUUGAUUCGUCUGAUGCAGAUCAACGUCGCGGAGUUUGUACAGGUCUUACGGAAAUCAUGCGCAACUGUCCUAAAGAACAGCUCGUCAACUAUGCAGAUAGUUUGUUGGUGCCGAUUCGACGCACUCUGUGUGAUCGUCUUCCUGAAGUUCGACGUUCUGGGGCUCGUACUUUCGAGUUGCUUUACGGCGCACUCGGCGUUCGUUCAUUGGACGGUGUACUGCCAGAUUUGUUGGCACAGCUAGAUGAUCCGGAUACAAACCAGUGCGCUUUGGAUGGCUUGCGACAACUUCUGGUUGUUAAGGGCAAAGCGGUCAUGCCUUAUCUCGUGCCCAAGGUAAUAAAUAAGUCGAUGCUUGGGAUCAGUUUCCACUAG